This is a messenger RNA of Alternaria rosae, 2208 nucleotides long. RefSeq lists its product as uncharacterized. NCBI's taxonomy places the organism in Eukaryota, Fungi, Ascomycota, Dothideomycetes, Pleosporales, Pleosporaceae. Gene Ontology annotation, biological process: regulation of transcription by RNA polymerase II. The coding region runs from base 1 to 2208 and encodes 735 amino acids. Gene Ontology annotation, molecular function: DNA-binding transcription factor activity, RNA polymerase II-specific; RNA polymerase II cis-regulatory region sequence-specific DNA binding. The transcript has 2 exons. The record is from RefSeq and is a predicted model, not a curated record.
AUGUCUACCUUCCAAGCAGUCAACACCACAUUAUCGGUCCCAGAUGCGCCACAGGGCCGCCCGGGUGACGAGACGACGCCGACUACUCCUCGACCGAACAGCAGGUUCUUUGCUGAAUCGAAAGCGACCGAAGAGAUCCGUGCUGAAGAUCCAUCGGCUAAGACGCCCACACGCAACACCUUUGCGGGACUUGUUGGCCAGCGACCACUGCCUUCGUCGCCGUUUACACCUGGCCGCGAGCUGAGCGAGACACCUUCAGCUUCGAACAAGAGCGAACAGAGUAGAGAGGACUCGCAUAGGCCAACAACUUCGGGACAGGAUGUGCAUAUGGGUGAUGGCGAUGAAGAUGAGAAGGAUGGAUCGGAUAACGAUAGCGUAACCAGCGAUUCGAACCGGCCGUCUAAAAAGAAGAAGGGACAACGCUUCUUCUGCACGGACUUUCCGCCUUGCAAUCUAAGCUUCACAAGGAGUGAGCAUCUGGCGCGACACAUUCGUAAGCAUACUGGGGAAAGACCCUUCCAAUGUCACUGUUCCCGGCGAUUCUCGCGGCUCGACAAUCUCCGACAACAUGCCCAAACAGUUCAUGUCAACGAAGACAUACCUUCGGAAUCGCUAGCUGCGACAGGCACGAGGUUCCAAAGGCAGAUCCGGACUGACAGAGUAAGACCACCCGGAAACCGAUCUCGAGCGAACACACUAGGCAGUACAGGUGGUCACAGUAGGGGCCACAGCAGAAACCUCUCAGCUUCCAGCAUAAUCUCUACCGCCUCGACUAUGAGUGUGGCGCCUUCUCCCGAUAUUCGGCGGAGGCCACCACCUUUGGCCAUGGCUAGUGAUGGCGGUGCUAGUGCUAGGGCUCGUUUGUCGCUCAACACAAUGCAAGUGAAUGCGUACGACCCACCGAUGAUGGGGAGCCCCGGACCGGUUGAAUAUGACACGCAAUCCAACGCGCCUACAACGCCCACAUCCGCUACCUUCUCGACAGUUACUGGUAGCCCUGCUCGCUUCGGGUCCACUAUACAAUCUCCCAUUUCGUCUUCGUCAAGACCAGUCUCAUGGGCCGGGCCACCUCUUCCAGGACGUCGAGAGUCCAUCUCGUCUAGUGGUAAUCCUUUCUCUGGCCCACCAGGACAGGGUCCACCUACGUAUAUCACACCUCUCCAGUCGACUGCCGCACCCGGCUACUCAGCACAAAGUAGCGCAUAUGCAAGCCCUACAGCAUCUCAGUUUUCAGAGUCAAGGAGAGAUUCAAACGCAGAUGCGGACUGGAGGCGACGUACUUGGCAUCCAGGAACUUACUCUGGCCACACUGGUCCUCGUCCAGCGACUAGUGGACUUGGAUAUCACCAGACUCCCGACGACUCCCGACCCCUCUACACCUCGAUGCCCGCCGCUUCUCAGACUACGAGACUUCCCGGUAUCGAGAGUUUCGACCAUGCACCCCCUCCACUUCCGCUUCCUCGACGCCAGCCAAGUCCAAUGCAAGUAGACGCCCCAGCUCGCCCACUUACAUAUCAUGCGCCGAUGGAGCACCCGCCUCACAGGGGUCAUCAUAAGCGAACUAGUAUCUCUUGGGAGAUUGACCGUCUUAACAUUGCUGGCCCAAGUUCUCAGAGAGAACAAUGGUCACAGCCAUAUCCUGGCAGUACCGGACGAGCGAAUGCUACACGCCCUACGACAGCUCAUGGAUACUUUAGUCGGCAACCUUCUAACGUUCAGCCAAUUCAGAUCCCUUCCAUUGGCGCUUCGCCAAGGACCUCGCAGGAACAGCCUACGACGCCCAGAAAGAACAAGCGCCAAGCCUGGUACAACGGACCUGUCAGUCAACCACAACGAGCUAUGCAGAGAACGUCCCCUGAAGAUUCUAGCAGUAGCGAAGGUGUUCCCACGCCAGGGACUAUUUUUGAGCAUCACCCUAGCAUUGUAGGCAGCAAUGGAUACGUUGAAACGCCAGUCGUCGAAGAUUACAAGUCGCAAGCAUCAAUCAUGGAAAGGCCGCAUCCAUUACAAUCGCAACCGCACCAUUAUCAUAGCCACAGCCUCUCCAACUCGAGCUCAAGCUAUCGUCCGCAACGAGAACGAGAACCCGAGCGGGGACCCGCUUUCGGUCAUCCGCUACCGCAGCAGACCGCCAACACUGACAUGAGACGCUUGGAAGCGCUUGUGGCCGUGGCCACUGGCGAGCAGCAAGCCGUGGAAAACCGUUAG